ACCAAAACCCAUUUUGUAAAAUUUCUGUCGGAUACUCUGUUACCUUUUGGUCUAUUUCAAAACCAAACUGCUCGCACUCACACACUAUCAAUAAACAGUCAUUCAUAUACUUUAUCGAUCGAUAAUGGCGCUAGAAGCUAUAACACAACAACACCAAUAUCUUUAUGGCUUGCUCGGAACUACAAACUGGGUUGGUACUGGCUCUGGCUCUGGCUCUAGCGCUGGUUUUGAUUAUCACAACUACGAGGCUUUUGAUCAUGAAUUUCUCGCGAAUAAUCAAAAUGUAGCACAAGAUUAUGAUGACUACCCGAAUUGGAACUUACCACCUCCAUUAUUGGUGGAUUCUCAUAAUGAAUUUCAUCAAUGGGGCCAAAAUUCUUCCGCUGUUUUAGACCAUAAUUUUACAAUUCCGGAUCAACAAGAACAGCUGCCACAAUUGGACUCUCCAAUUGAAAUGUCUAGUAGUGUAACUAGACCAAGAAGAAGAAGAGCAAGAACAAAGAAGAAUGAAGAAGAGAUAGAGAAUCAAAGAAUGACACACAUUGCAGUCGAACGAAAUCGUCGGAAACAGAUGAAUGAGUACCUCUCUGUCCUCCGAACUCUCAUGCCUGAAUCUUAUGUCCAAAGGGGUGAUCAAGCAUCAAUAGUUAGUGGUGCAAUCAACUAUGUGAAAGUGCUAGAGCAACAGCUGCAAUUCCUUAGUGGUCAGAAGCAUUUGAAAAAUCAAAAUCAAGAUCAAGCCAAUGGUGAAACUUCUCCAUUUUCUGAGUUCUUCAGGAUUCCACAGUACUCUACAACCUUGACUAGUGCUGCCGCUAAUAGUGAAAAUGGAACUUGUGAGAAUGAAUAUUAUAGGAACCAGCAGCUACCAGCAACAGCUGAUAUUGAAGUCACAAUGGUGGAAAACCAUGCAAAUCUGAAAAUAAGGUCAAAAAGGAGGCCAAGAUUGCUUCCUAGAUUAAUUUCAGGGCUUGACAGCCUUAGACUAAGUGUUCUUCACCUCAAUGUUUCAAAAGUUGAUCAGUUUGUCCUCUGUUCUCUCAGUUUGAAGGUAGAAGAAGACUGCAAGAUGAAUUCAGUGGAAGACAUAGCAGCUGUUGUUAAUCAGAUUUUAAUUAGGAUUCAUGAUGAGGCUAAUUAGCUUGAUGUGAGACUAUUUUGAGUCUUGAUUCUCCUAGCUGUAUUGCUUCUAUUUAUGUAGAAGUAGGAUUAUUUGACAAUAAACCAGAGUUUGAUUUUGAAGUCUCAAAUUCUAAUUGCAUUGCUUAUACUAUCGCUGCUUUUUUGGAGAUUCAAA
Messenger RNA from Lycium ferocissimum, 1297 nucleotides. Its product is annotated as transcription factor bHLH96-like. Gene Ontology annotation, biological process: regulation of transcription by RNA polymerase II. Gene Ontology annotation, molecular function: protein dimerization activity; DNA-binding transcription factor activity, RNA polymerase II-specific; RNA polymerase II cis-regulatory region sequence-specific DNA binding. The coding region runs from base 125 to 1141 and encodes 338 amino acids. The transcript is spliced from 3 exons. NCBI's taxonomy places the organism in Eukaryota, Viridiplantae, Streptophyta, Magnoliopsida, Solanales, Solanaceae. The record is from RefSeq and is a predicted model, not a curated record.